Molecule: messenger RNA, 1350 nt
Organism: Aspergillus ochraceoroseus IBT 24754
Lineage: Eukaryota; Fungi; Ascomycota; Eurotiomycetes; Eurotiales; Aspergillaceae
Product: phosphoesterase superfamily protein
Exons: 2
Coding region: 1-1350 (449 amino acids)
Biological process (GO): phospholipid catabolic process
Molecular function (GO): hydrolase activity, acting on ester bonds
Source: RefSeq, a predicted model, not a curated record
AUGAACCUCAGUGCUCUCUUGGGUCUCCUUACCUUUGCCGCUGUGGCCACGGCUCUUCCCUCCAACCCCCAUGGCCAGCCGCAUACUGACAAGUCAAUCGCGCAACUCAAGUCGCACAUCAAGAAUGUCGUUGUCCUUGUCAUGGAGAACCGUUCCUUUGACAACCUGCUGGGUGGCCAGAAACACCAUGGUCUCGAAAACCCCGUCAACAGCGGCCCAUUCUGCAACCCUUUCAACUUGACUGAUCCAUCCGAGGGGUCCGCUUGCACUGAGCCCAAGGACUAUGACUCUGUGUCCAAUGACCCCGACCAUUCUGUCUACGGCAACAACAUCGAGUUCUUUGGUACCUUUAACCCUGUGGAGGGUGCUGUCCCCCACAAUCAGGGUUUCCUCCAUGAGCAGAUGCGCCGCUACAGCUCCAAGGUCAACAAGACUACCUUGGCUACUCAGGUCAUGCACUACUAUACUGAAGAGCAGGUCCCAGUUCUGACCUCCCUGGUCAAGAAUUUCGUGACCUUUAACCACUGGCACUCUGAUAUCCCGGGUCCCACGGACCCCAACCGUGCUGCCAUCGUUUCCGGCUCUUCUUAUGGCCACGGCACCAACGACGCUGGGUUCCACGCUCACAAGCUCCCCCAAAGGUCCAUCUGGGAGCAAUUGACCGAGACCAACCACACCUGGCUCAACUACUGGGACCCCGCCGGCGGCACGGGCCCUGACUCCGGGUACUUCACCUGGACCUACUCCACCGGCAACAACGAUAAAAUCGUGCACCUCGACCAGUUCUACACCGACGCCGCCGCCGGGAAACUCCCCGAGUUCUCGUACAUCAACCCGUCCUGCUGCGGCGUCGGCACAACCUCCAUGCACCCCAGCGGCCUCAUCUCCGACGGCGAGGCCCUCAUCAAGCAAGUCUACGAGGCUGUCCGCAACAGCCCCCAGUGGGAAGAAACCCUCUUCGUGCUCACCUUUGACGAGACCGGCGGUUUCUUCGACCACGUCCUCGCCCCCUCCGCCCCCCGCCCAGACAACCAGACCUACACCGAGUCCACCCCCAGCGGCGAGCCCUACACCCUCACCUUCGACCGCCUCGGAGGCCGCAUCCCCACCCUGCUGAUCUCCCCCUGGAUCAGCAAGGGCCACGUCGAGCAGAAGGGCCUCAACAGCGACGGCCAGACCGUCUCCUACUCGGCUUCGUCGUUGCUCCGUACCCUGGGCUACCUGUGGGACUUCGAACCCUUCAACCCCCGCAUCGAAGCGGCCGCGUCCUUCGAGCAUCUGAUCACCCGCACUUCCCCUCGCCAGGGUUCGCCGACUGUUCUUCCCUCCGCUGCGGCUUUUACGGCGUAA